Entamoeba nuttalli P19 is the source of this 891-nucleotide messenger RNA. RefSeq lists its product as hypothetical. Bases 1 to 891 code for a protein of 296 amino acids. The transcript has 2 exons. NCBI's taxonomy places the organism in Eukaryota, Evosea, Mastigamoebida, Endamoebidae. The record is from RefSeq and is a predicted model, not a curated record.
AUGCCAAGACGUUUAAAACCAAAGAUUGACAAUGAAAGUAUAGAAACAUUUAUUAAAACUACAGGUGCAUCUGCAAAAGUUGCCGAAUUUUAUUUAAAACAAUAUCCCGAUAUAAGUGAUGCAAUUAAUGCCUUCUUCGAUUCACCAAUUGAUUUAACCAAUAUGAAACCAUCUAAAACAAAGACAAAACAAAAAAGAAACACACAAUCAGCUCAAAUAAUUAAAGACACAUUCAAUAAAUAUCAAGUUAAUGGAGUUUUAAGAGAUGAUGGACUUUCUUCAUUCUUAAAAGAAUUAGGCAUGUCUGAAGAUGGGUAUAUAAAUUAUGUCCUUUCGUAUGCAGGAAAUACUAAGUCUUUUGCUAUUUUUAAAGAAGAUAAUAUUGAAGCAAUCAUCAAAAAAAUACCUUUUACUGGAAAAUAUUCAGAGGAUGUCAAAGAGUUUUAUGAGGAGACAAUCCCUAAAGAAUAUCAUAGAUUUUUAAUGUUUGUCCAUUCACAAUUAAAAGCAAUGAUUUAUGAACUUAAUAAAGAAAAUAAUUGUCUUGAAAAAAUCACUGAGAAAGAACUUAACAAAUCAUUUUGCAUUUCCCAAGAAGGUAGAGUUGAACUUAUUGACAUGGUUAAUGAUGUUUUGAAUGAUAUUUUACCUGAUUCAAUGAGUAAUUCUCCAGUGAACAAACUGUUUUGGGAUUUUGUCAAAACAGUAAAGAAACGAUUAUCAGUGACCAAAGAUGAAUUUUCAUUUAUUGUUGAUUUCUUAAAAGAGUUUCCAACAGUUUCAUCAAUGAAAUUAAGCCAAGAACAAAUUGAAGAAAAGUUGUAUCUUCCUCAAUUAUAUCAAGACUUUCUUGAAUAUAUUAAUAAACCACAAGACAAAGAAAACCAUUAA